Carya illinoinensis is the source of this 1618-nucleotide messenger RNA. RefSeq names its product LOB domain-containing protein 25-like. NCBI's taxonomy places the organism in Eukaryota, Viridiplantae, Streptophyta, Magnoliopsida, Fagales, Juglandaceae. The transcript is spliced from 3 exons. The coding region runs from base 719 to 1231 and encodes 170 amino acids. The record is from RefSeq and is a predicted model, not a curated record.
UCUUUUCUUAUACUAGGGUUCUGCCCCCCAUUUAUUGCCCUUGUCUUUUCUUUUGCCUAUCGUUCCUUCUUACUGAAAAUGCUCUUUGCCGACCUUUCUGAUCUCCGUCUUCAUUUUAUCACUGUAUUUGCGAGCCACUCUCCUUAUCUGACCUGCAACCAGGGUUUCAUUAGUCUUUUCUAAACUCACACUCAAAAGAAAACUUAAGGAAUUCUCCAACUCUUCUCUAUAUGGCUGCAGCUUCUUUUUCCUUGGGACGCUUAUCAGAAUAGAUCUUGAAGGAGCCUACGGCGCCGGGGGAUAAAAGGUAUUGAGAUUAUUUCCGAUUCGAGAAAACUCGACAUAGAUAAAAGGGUUAUACCAGUUGAUGAUCAACCCAGGGUACUUUGGAUUUAUGGAAUUGGACAGGGUAGAUAUUUCCAGUGAUUUACCUUCAUAGAAUCACAGGAAAGAGGUUAAAAUUACAUUAGUGAGAUACCAUGCUGAUCUAAUGAACUACUAAAAGGGAGAAAAGAAAAGAGAUCUAGAGAGAAAAGGAUAUAUCAACAUGGUAGGUGGUCAGUGUAAGUGAUUUCAAUGAAGUUCAGCUGAAUUUGUGGAGGUUGGCUGGGGGUAAGGGGGCAGAGAGAGUUUUUCGAAGGACAAGUAUAUCAGUUGAAUUUAGGAACUGUUGACCAAAUCCAGGAGAAUCCUAACACAGCAGUGAAUAUAUUUUCAUAUGGCCUCUUCUAGCUACUCCAAUUCUCCGUGUGCUGCCUGCAAGUUUUUGAGGAGAAAAUGCAUGCCGGAUUGCAUUUUUGCACCAUAUUUUCCGCCUGAAGAGCCACAAAAAUUUGCAAAUGUUCACAAGAUAUUUGGCGCAAGCAAUGUGAGUAAGCUCCUCAACGAAGUCCUUCCCCAUCAGAGAGAGGAUGCAGUCAACUCUCUGGCCUAUGAAGCCGAGGCACGGAUAAAAGACCCAGUCUAUGGCUGUGUUGGAGCCAUCUCAGUCCUCCAAAGGCAUGUCCUUCGGCUCCAGAAGGAGUUGGAGGCCACAAAUGCAGACUUGAUGCGGUAUGCCUGCAACGAGAAUAUGUCUGCACCAACAUCCCAGUUUGGAAGAAGGAUGGGUGAUCAUGGAGCUGGUUCUUAUGGUCAAAGUUCUGGUUUGUAUUAUUCUUCUCCAUGGAAUAAUAAUCAGCCCUCAUGUGAGGAUAGCCAAGAGAGAGGAGGAGAAGGGAAUAAUAUGUAAGGUUAAUUAUUCCAUUCUUUUGUCCAUGGCUGUUGAGAAAUGAUCUAAUCAAUUUCACCACGAAUUGGAGACUAGGGAGUAGGGAGGGGGGGAUGUCUUAUAUAUGACACUGUAAACAUGGUAUGCUAUGUUGUCAUGAAGACGAUCGAGCUGACUGGAGUAUUAAUGGCAUUUCCCUUAGUUGAUAAACAAUAAUCAACCUAGCUAAUUAAUUAAAUAUGCACUGUACAAUCAAGAAUAUUCUGUUCGUGUAGGCUGAUGAUCAUAUAUAUAUAGCCGGGAAUAUUAAUUGUUUCUAAGUAAAUUAAGCUUUUGGAGAUGAUCAUCAGGGUCAUCAUGUAAUUCCUAAGAUUAAUUAAUGUUGCAGUACUGUAUUUAUUUUAAUUA